Gymnogyps californianus (California condor) is the source of this 3937-nucleotide messenger RNA. RefSeq names its product dehydrogenase/reductase 12 (gene DHRS12). The transcript has 10 exons. The coding region runs from base 1 to 984 and encodes 327 amino acids. The record is from RefSeq and is a predicted model, not a curated record. NCBI's taxonomy places the organism in Eukaryota, Metazoa, Chordata, Aves, Accipitriformes, Cathartidae.
AUGUCCUGGUACCGCAACGCCGUGUGGUUCGUGAAGGGGCUGCGGGAGUACACGAGGAGCGGCUAUGAGUCUGCUUCCAAGCAGUUCAAUCCAGCCGAUGUGGAGGUGAAUGUGACUGGAAGAUCCUUUCUGGUCACCGGUGCAAACAGUGGCAUUGGCAAGGCCACAGCCAAAGAGAUAGCGAGGAGAGGUGGCACGGUUCAUCUGGUUUGCCGAAAUAAGGAACGGGCUGAGGUCGCCAAAGGAGAAAUAGUGACUGAAACGGGCAAUCAGAAUAUCUUCUUGCAUAUUGUGGAUAUAUCUAAUCCCAAGGAAAUCUGGAAGUUUGCUGAAAAAUUCAAAAAUGAACAUAAAUUAAAUGUGUUGAUCAACAAUGCAGGAUGUAUGGUGAAUAACAGAGAAUUAACUGAAGAUGGGCUUGAAAAAAACUUUGCAACAAACACUUUGGGUACAUACAUUCUGACAACUGCCCUGCUGCCCCUCCUGGAAAAAGAAGCUGAUGCCAGAGUGAUAACUGUCUCUUCUGGGGGCAUGCUAGUUCAAAAAUUAAACGUAUCUGACUUGCAGUCGGGAAAUGGGACAUUUGAUGGAACUAUGGUGUAUGCACAAAACAAGGUACAGUCCAUGAGACAGCAAGUUGUCUUGACAGAACAAUGGGCAAAAGCUCACAGAAACAUCCAUUUCUCUGUUAUGCACCCCGGCUGGGCAGACACUCCAGCUGUGAGAUCGUCAAUGCCAGAUUUCUAUCAGAAGAUGAAGAAUACCCUGCGGACAGAGGCCCAGGGAGCUGAUACUGUUGUAUGGUUGGCAGUAUCAUCUGAAGCAACAAAGUUACCGAGCGGCUUGUUCUUCCAAGACAGGCAACCAGUCCCUACACACUUACCCCUGGCAAGCACCCACAGUCCACUGGAGGAUGAGGAGAAGCUAAUGGAGGUGCUGGAAGAGUUCUCCCAGAAGUUUAAAUCCACUUCUCUAGGAUCUUAGUGUCACUGCUGGCACAGCGUAACCACAAAGCUUCUAAUUACACAGUAACAGUGCUGUAGUGCGCCUGCUGUUGAGGGGAAGUAGGAUGCCAUAGGCCUGUUAAAAAUAAAUUGGGUUCAGGUGUUCUUAUCAUGGGGGAGAGUGGUGCCUGCAAGGCUUUUUUUCUGCGGCUGAGAGUCUCUCCCAUUGUGAAUAUGCACCUGCCAUCUCAAGACACAGUAAGGUUGUGUUCCUUGAAUUGGAAGAAAAAUUGGGAGGCAUUAAAAUAAAACCCAAGGCUUUGUGAAGUUACCCAAAAUAAUUUAAAAGACUCAGCAUAGAGAAAUGCAGAGGAGUGUACCUUCAGUAGCCCUCAUGAAGGACUCCAGGAAAGAAGUAGUAAAUGUUUUAAACAAUGUUUAACCACUGUAUUUGACAGGUUGGUGGCUUCCUUCACUGUGUGAGGGUGACUGGGCUCAAACCUAUAACUGGGAAUGCAGAAACUCUCUUGCAUCGCCUGUUUAGUUUAAGUGGAAGGAUUCCUCACGGCCUUCAGUUUCUAUAAAUCAAUGCUGGUAUGCAGAAGUGAUCUGCUUCCUCAUGUUUAAACAGCAGGAAUUUAGGAAUGCUGCCAAAUGCCUUCCACAUCACUUUAUGAAGCCAGGGCUGAAUAUUAUCCUGUUUAUGUCAAGACACCAUGAAGUAGGAGGUUUCAACACAUACCACACUCAGACACGGCUGGAUCCAGUGGAGAAAUGGCUGCAUGACUCUAAACAUGAAAAGAAAUAGCAUGCUAAGCUGUACGUGCUUGCCAUUUCUGUGAAAGAUCAAAGGGAAUUGCUUUAUCAUUAUGAAUGGAUUAAGAGGGGGAAGGGAACACUAGUGGGGCGCAAGUUUUAGAGGAGAAGUCCACCUCCCGAUGAGAAGGUUGUAUUUUGCCUGGAACUGUGUAUUUCCAGACACAGAGGAUGGGAUUCAUCUUACCUGACCUGUGGACAUUUGAAUUACUCAUUUGGAUUCUCAGUGUAAAUCAGCAAAGAGAAAACAGGCCUUUUCACAGUGAUUUACUGGAUCUAGUUUAAGAAACAACACCUACAUUCCUACAUCUUUCUGCUGACGGUGAAGAUGAUAAUCAGCUCAGACUAAGAGAUUCAGGUGGGAUUCAUUUUGUCUUAUAUCUUUCAGAUUUACUGCAAAGCCAAGACUAUUAAUAACAAUAGUGGUAACACGUUUUCUCCUGAAGUGAGUGUGUUUGAUAGCAAACUGCAUACAGAACCCAACCAAGUUGCACUACUGUUUUAUACAUGGCUGCGGACCAGUGUGGUAGGUCAAAAGACCUAGACACAAAUAUAACACAGGCGUUCUUGAGCUCUCUACAGUGACUAGUAGCUGAAGGCCAUGUUGAUGGGCAGAGGAGAACUCGUUAUGUCUGCUUUACAUAAUUUAGUUUCCCAAAAGAUAUCCUACUGGCUGAUGGCAUUUACUCGUUAUUCAAAGACAUCCUAUUAAGUACCAGAAAAAAACCCUUCUUUUUUCAGCCUAUUGUCAGUCUCCUUGGAAAUAAAGGCUUUACCGUCAGAGAGGCCCUGAAAUAAGUAAGUUUUCCCAUGAUAAGCAGUGCUGAGACAAGUCAGGCUGUCGCAGCUCUUCCUGAAGAGGCUGGAUCAGCAUUCAAACUAUUGCUUCAUUUUAGAAACCUAACUCCUCGCACUACAGUGAAAGAAAACAACAGCAAGGCUUGUACAGACGUUUAUUUCCUAGAAGUCUGGUAUUAACAUUUUACAUGGUUCAAACUGUUAAAUACAGUUACUGAAAAGAAGAGCAUGGCUGGAAGCAUAUACAGUAACUACAUUUCUCAACCCAGUAGCUGCAAGGCUAACAAAAACAUUCGCAUACUUGAGUAUUUAAGUCAAGUUGCUUCUCAGCUCUGCAGUAUAGAAGAAAAGCUUAAUGACUGGUAUUUAAAUUGUUCAUAAAAAUAACCAAAAGUGCACAAUAUGUAUAUAUAACCUAUAUUUUAGUCCACAUUCUGUACUGGUGUAUUGAAUAGCCUAUAUGUUUCUUUUUAGUCACAGCUUAAAAAUGAAGCCAAAGGUAUGAAAACUGCUUUAAUCAAAGUUUGGUCACAGUGUAAAAGAGCCAGAUACUAUGGUUUAAGAGCACUUGUGAUUUAAAAAGAAUUAAAACACAGGACAGCAAUUAGAAACAAAAUGCAGAGUCUCCCACACUUUGGUAUUACAGUCCCGAUGAUGCUUUAUUUCAGGCCUUUUCCACAAGAGCAAACGCAGCAUGUGGCUGUAAAGCCAGCGAGACGCCUUGUCCUAAUGCAGUUCAGAAUGACUUGUAUCUGCAUGUAAGCAAAUACAUUUAGUGCCACCUAUAAAAUUUUAGGUGCAAGAGAAAAAUGGCAUCCAGUGACAGAUUACCAGAAAUAGAAGGUGGUGCAAAUUCUUGCUAAGCAGCGCGCGCUGAGGACUCUGGUACACACCUGGCUUACAGGAGCCGAACGACACGCACAGCGGCUGUUCUUCCUGCCCUUCCCUUUCCACGCUCAGCCCAACGCUUCUUGUGUCAGCUUUCAGGCUUAUAUGACACUGACCUCAGUUGUUUAAUUAUUCACAUUCUGAAGGCUUUCACAUUUUUCUUCAUUUUGUGAAGUCACCUAGUCAGAAGGUUUUUGCUCUCGGGGAUUUUGCACAAAAAGAGGAGCGUAGCACCACAGACCACAUGUAGAGUCAUUUCCCCGUGUCCUAAUGGAAAGGCACGGCCCAUCAACAGUGCAGCGGGACCGACUGCAGUGAUGCAGGAGCCACUGAAACAUUUCUCUGUCUUGGGUGAAAAUUUUAGGACGUCAAUGUAACAGCUAUCAGAAAAUUUUGUAAACGGCAUUUCCUCUUCUCCUAAGUUUCAUUGCUGGGCCAUGUUUAUUCUUUGUAAAAAACCCAAAACAAUCUGUGGUUGAUUAAAGGUAUAA